UUUUCGCACUCUCCAAACAGCAUCUCGUUUGGAUUUUUCCGCCGUAAACAUUCGUUAGGCGCGAGGACGGAGCACCGGACGUCUCUACAUAACCAUGUCUUCUGAGGGGACAGUGCCCCCUUCUGUGUUGCCCUUGACACAGCGCCUGACUUCAUGGUUCGACAUUGAAAGUGCAGCAGUGGUGACGAUCUUAUUUGGCCUGUUUCAAGUGAUGCUGUCUGUCCCUCUGGCUUAUGCUGCUCCAAUUGACAUGCCCAAGUUUUUUGUCUUACCACUCUUCAUUGGAAUACUGAUUAUAACUGGAGGGUCUUUAGCGAUGGCCAAUGAACGCAACCCUAACAGAUAUUUGCUCCAGGGAUGUGCAUGCAGUAACAUCAUCAGCCUGUUAGGGGCAGUAAUAGCUUUCUGUCUUUACUGUGUCAGCAUUAGUAAUAUACCAAAAGAGAAAGAUGACUGCUGGACAGUGAGACAUGAAGUGUGCUCAUUGAACUUCCUCAUGAGAUUUUGCAUGUCCAUACUGAUUUUACUGGUUUUCUACGACACUGGAGCCAUCAUUAUGAACUGUAUCCUGUCUGCACUGUCGCUCAGAGAACUCAAAAAGGGAUAAACGUUUACAUAUAUAAACACUUGCAUGUUUUAAUUUGUUUCACUGUAUUUUUUGGGAAAUCCAGAUGGAGGACAGGGCCUAUAUGGCUCUUUAGGAAAGGCACUAUAUAUAUUUUUUUACCAAAAUUUCAAAACACAAAUUUGUCAAUAUUUCUUAAGGAUUAGGUACAUAAACUUGCCUUAUGGUGUACUCUUCUUUCUCCUUAGGCUUUGUAUUUCUCUCCAAUUUUGAUGCUAUAAGAAACAAAUUUAAACUUUUUUUUUUUUCUGACACAGACGACAUUGAACACGCACAGUUAAAAUACAGAGGUAUUAACCAUAGACCAGGUCAAAACAUCUAAAUGUGGUAUAAAUGUGAGGAACACGCCAAAGUUCUUCUUCUUGCUUAUUUUCUGAACACAAGGGCUUCUGUAGGCUGUAAUCCACGCCAAAAACAAGUACAAAACAACAGUAAUUCAGCAAUUAAUUUCAGGAAUUCAAUUCAGCAGAGCCAGCCCCCUAACUGACCAGUAAGGGACAAUACAACCUUCACAUCAACUUGUCCGCAUAGCAACCAAGUGUCACAUACAAAAGCAGGCGUCAUCCCUGAACUAGAAUAUAACACAAAAUAUCAGAUCAUUACACUAUUGUCAUUUGUCAAUAGAGAAAACCAUGCUUGAAAAUGACCAUAAUACAAAAGAAAAUGCACUGUGUUCCAUCCACAGAAGUCCCUAGAUAGAUUAUAUAUAUCUAUACAUAGAUUCUAUAAUUUAUAUAAUUUUAUAAUUUUGUAAUAUUUAGAUUACAUACUGGCCCAUGUGAGUCAAGAAUGGACAAUGCUAUGUGCUUUUGUCCCAGUUUUUACUUUUGAAAAUCUGGUCACCCUAACCCAUCCUCCAUUCUUGGAUCUAUUUUGUGGGAAGUAUACUUCCAUGGAAACUAACCUAUACAACUGUUGAUGCAUAUGGUACACUGUGUUUGUUGUCAUCACAUGUUUUUCGGUAUUUGAAUGUAUUUUUUUAUGCAUCACAUCAGUUAUUUAAUCUAAAUAAUACCUGUGCUAUGUUGUUCAGAUGUUGCCAUAAUAUAGGCUGUUUUGCGUUUAUCUUCUUAAGUGUUUGACAAAUGCCUUUCACCAUACAUGACUUGCAAAUGUUUUUGUG
Molecule: messenger RNA, 1748 nt
Organism: Periophthalmus magnuspinnatus
Lineage: Eukaryota; Metazoa; Chordata; Actinopteri; Gobiiformes; Gobiidae
Exons: 6
Coding region: 95-607 (170 amino acids)
Cellular component (GO): membrane
Source: RefSeq, a predicted model, not a curated record